GUCACUACUGCCGGCCACCACCAUCCCCCUCUUUCCCUGCCACCUCCUCCCCUUCCCCUGCCGCCACUUUUUCCCUGAAUUUUUGUAAUGAAUCUAAUUUAAUAUUUUUAUGCCCUUCAGCUGGUUCCUUGGUGAAUACUAUCAUCAAUCAACCCACACGCUAUGGAAUAAACCAGUAAAGCAGUAAAAGGCUAACAAGCCGUAGGACCACUCUAAGUCCCCAAGGCUCAUUGAGUUUCAAGAAUCAAAUAUUUUCUGGACUUUGCAGUGACUCAGUAAGAGCGAUGGCGAUGCAUCUUCGGCGGAAUUUAGGCAAAUAUUUUACCCCCGUUGGCCCUUUCUCAGCGGGUUUUGCGGGGUCUUCAACCGCGAGGAGCGGUGCAAGUGCAAGAGCAACGGCUUUACUGCCUGCCCGCCGCCAGUUCUCAUCCUGGUCUGCUACACAUCUUAAAAGAGAAUUUCACGAGCUUAUGGCUGAAUUCAAGGAAUUAUCAUUCAGUGACUGUUUACAGCUGACUAUAGGGACUUGUGUUUUCGCUUGUGCGGUUCAAAGAACUCUGUGUGAUAUCAAGGAGUUUACAAAGUCAGCUUGCUCGAGGACUGGCAUUGCAAACUUGAAGUUCAGCGACAAGAGGGAUGGCGGCGGCACCGAUUGUGGCGGUGGCAGGGAUGGUGUUUGAACUCGUUAAAAAUGACAACUAGAUUUUGGCCUUAAAUGUGAUCUUUUUCAUCUGAAAUAUAUGUUGUUUGAACGAGUACAAUUGAAAUAUUUUGCAAACCAUAGUUUGAACUUUAACCUUUGAUUUAUUCUCUAUAUAGGUAAUAAUCACACAUAUUACUUUCCCAUUGCCAUAAAUGACAUUUGAAAUUACCUUCAUUCUUUAAGUAAUUAAGGCUCUGUUUGGUA
This is a messenger RNA of Coffea arabica (coffee), 907 nucleotides long. The record is from RefSeq and is a predicted model, not a curated record. NCBI's taxonomy places the organism in Eukaryota, Viridiplantae, Streptophyta, Magnoliopsida, Gentianales, Rubiaceae.